Molecule: messenger RNA, 5466 nt
Organism: Colletotrichum lupini
Lineage: Eukaryota; Fungi; Ascomycota; Sordariomycetes; Glomerellales; Glomerellaceae
Product: GTPase-activating protein gyp1
Exons: 27
Coding region: 1-5466 (1821 amino acids)
Biological process (GO): seryl-tRNA aminoacylation
Cellular component (GO): cytosol
Molecular function (GO): tRNA binding; protein binding; serine-tRNA ligase activity
Source: RefSeq, a predicted model, not a curated record
AUGUUCGUUCUACCAUUUGCAUUAAGGUGGAAGAAGCAUCUGCGCUACCAUUUAGACUUGCACCUCGGCCGCCACAACGACGCAGUUGAAACCGCAUCCUUCAGCCACAGCAAGGGUCCGGCCACUGGUCACUUGUUCGGAGCUCAGGCGACUCGUCUGGCGCAUCUCAACACCAAGACACACAAUGACACGGUCUCAAUAGAGAAGUAUCACCAUGUUCUCCUCUUCAGGGAGUGGGAAGAAGCCCUCGCAACAGGUAUGCUCCCCCAAACCCCUGCCCGGGCCUGUCAUCGCAUGCUAAUUGCCCCGCAGCAGGAGAUGGUCCAAGUCGACCGCUCAGAUUCUGCAUCGCCAUUUUGGAAGCCGCCCCCACGUGAGAACGCAUCGAAAAGAACCGGUCGCGACCCGAACCUGGUUGUCGGAGCAGCCUACUCUCAUGCCGAUAUUCUCAAAUUCGAUUCACUCAACUUGUCCAGCUCCUCCUCCAGACCGAAGACGCCUCCUUCCUCACACUCUACCAAAGGCCGGCCUAGCGAUGCCUCUCCCCCCUCGCGCCCACAGUCGGGCCUGUCGUCCCCUCCGAUCAAAAGUUAUAUCAAUUUCCUUUCCAACACCAACGAUGACUGGAAAGCCGACGAGGAUGAGGAGGACAUGAUGGGGUACGAGGACGAUGAUGGUGACGACUUCGGCCUGCCAAGCCUGUCUAACUUGAAGCGACGAACACGCAAGAAAGCCGCGCAAAAUAGGUCAGAUCCCAACGGAGGUCUGUCGCCCUUGAACGACUCGUUCGGUUUAGGGUUACACACGAGGAGAUACUCGAAUAGUGCGGACAUUGCGAUCGAAAGACCUGCGCCAACCUAUCCCAUGCCGAAGAAAAGCGAGGGCAAAAUCUUGCGUCCACAGUAUAAAGAAAUUUUGAGGGACCCGGCGAACGCGCUGCACCUAAUCGAUCACCCAGUCAUACCCGACGAUGCAACACCAAAAGAGAUUGAUGCUGCGAAUUCACGAAUUACUCGUAUCAACAAGUUCAAGAAGCUCCUACAGGCCUCAACAAUACCGCUACAGGAACUUCGGCAACUAGCUUGGUCCGGCGUUCCCCAGGAGGUUCGUGCUAUGACAUGGCAACUCCUGUUGAGCUACCUACCGACCAACAGCGAGAGGAGAGUCGCAACUCUAGAAAGAAAACGUAAAGAGUAUCUCGAUGGCGUUAGGCAGGCUUUCGAACGCGGCAGCAGUAGUGGGGGAGGUGGCACCACCCCGGCGGCACCCGGAAAAGCCAGAGGUUUAGACGAGGCAAUUUGGCAUCAGAUCAGUAUCGACGUUCCAAGAACGAACCCUCACAUCGAACUUUACUCGUACGAAGCGACGCAGAGAUCUCUGGAACGAAUCCUGUACUUAUGGGCAGUGCGACACCCUGCCAGCGGCUACGUCCAGGGCAUCAAUGACUUGGUAACGCCGUUUUGGCAGGUUUUCUUGAGCACAUACGUCGCAGACUCCGAUAUUGAAUCGGGCAUGGACCCUGGUCAGCUGCCAAAAUCGGUUCUUGACGCUGUAGAAGCAGAUUCAUUCUGGUGCUUGACAAAGCUGCUAGACGGUAUACAAGACCACUACAUUGUGGCCCAGCCAGGCAUUCAGAGGCAGGUUGCGGCCCUCCGCGAUCUCACCGCAAGGAUUGAUGCAGGGCUGGCGAAGCACCUCGAAAAGGAGCACGUCGAGUUCAUUCAAUUCAGCUUCCGAUGGAUGAACUGUCUCUUGAUGAGAGAGAUAAGUGUAAGGAAUACGAUCAGGAUGUGGGACACGUACUUGGCCGAAGAACAAGGCUUUUCGGAGUUUCAUUUAUACGUGUGCGCGGCUUUCCUGGUCAAGUGGUCAGACAAGCUUGUCAAGAUGGAUUUUCAGGAAAUAAUGAUGUUUUUGCAAAGCUUACCAACAAAAUCUUGGACGGAGAAGGACAUUGAGCUGUUACUGAGCGAGGCUUUCAUCUGGCAGAGCCUCUUCAAAGGCUCUUCCUUCUCCAACCAGAUGUUUGCGGUUCAAGCGUACGGCGAUUGCCAAGGCAAACCUGUAAUCAAGGCAUUGGCAGCGACACCCUGCUGGCCUAUCCCGGAAUUGAUCCAUGGGAUUGAUGCAACCUACAGUGCAAAGCACAGUGAAGAAGCCCAGCACGCACCCGCCAUUUUGAUUGGGUUUAACUCGUUUUACGUGCUGAACGGAAGCUAUCCCUGCAGCUUCGCUGCCAAUUCUCUUUUCGCAAUUGCCUUUCUUACCUCGUUCAUCCUCAACAUCAACCCCAUUCCCACAAUGGCCGACGCACCCGAACAGCCUACGAUCGCCGCAGAGGUCCCCAUCGCAGAGGCCCCUGUCGCAGUGGCCCCCGUCGCCGAGGCCCCAGCUGUGGAGGCUGUCGCAAAUCCAGAGAUCAAGCAGGAUGCGCCCGCGCCGACACAACAGGACACGCCAGCCACGAUCGGUGAAGAGUCUGAGGAGGACGUCAACUCCAAGAAGGUCACCCUCGCCGACCUGACUGCCAAGGGAACCGCUCUGUACGCAAAGAAGCAGUACGAGGAAGCUACCGACUGCUUUACGAAGGCUGCGGAGCUGCAAGAUGAGAUCAAUGGCGAAAUGCAACCUGCGAAUGCUGAGAUUCUCUUCCUCUACGGUCGCAGUGUGUUCAAGGUUGGCCAGAGCAAGAGCGACGUCCUCGGGGGUAAGGCCGCUGGUGAGAAGAAGGCGGCCAAACCCAAGUCCAAGGUCCCGAAGAAGACCACUGCCGAGCCCAUGUCGACCAAGGCGCCAGCCGAAACCGAGGCGCAGAGAAUAACUGAGGAGGGUGUUGCGAUUGUUGCAAGUGAGACGAGCGGAGCGAAGCCCGAGGAGACUGUCGAGGAGAAGAAGCCCUUGUUCCAAUUCACUGGCGAAGAAAACUUCGAGGACGACUCGGAUGAGGAGGAGGCCGAGGGUGACGAAGAAGACGAGGAGGAAGAUGACGAUCUCGCUGUUGCGUUCGGCGUGCUCGACAUGGCUCGCAUUCUCUACAGCAGACAGUUGGAAGAGUUGGAGAAGGUGGAGCCUAAUGGCAAAGCACAAGAGCAAGUCGAUGGCGAGAAGCUCAGCAUCAAGCAUGUCAAGGAGCGCCUUGCGGAUACCCAUGAUCUUCUUGCCGAGAUUUCCCUAGAGAAUGAGAGAUACCCCGACGCCAUUGAGGACUCGCGCAAGUCUUUGAAGUACAAGAAGGAGCUGUACAGCGAGGAUUCGGAAGUUAUUGCCGAGGCGCACUUCAAGCUUUCGUUGGCGCUUGAGUUCUCAUCCGUAACAACCACUCAGGAGGAGGGUGAGCAAGGAGAGAGCAAGCCUUUCGACGAGAAGCUUCGCGAGGAGGCCGCAAAUGAGCUGGAAGCAGCCAUCAACAGCACCAAGCUCAAGCUCCAGAACAAGGAAGUUGAACUCGCGACCAUGGCAUCUCCGGAAGACAAUGAGGUCACCCGAGCUACGAUUACCGACGUCAAGGACAUGAUUGCGGAUAUGGAGCAGCGCCUCGUGGAACUUCGUAAGCCACCAAUUGACGUCAACGCUGCUCUCGGUGGUGAAGGCUUGGGCGGAAUUCUUGGAGCGGCUAUUGGUGAAUCUGCGGCUCAAACACAAGCUCGCGUCGAGGAAGCCAAGAAGACUGCUACCGAUCUUACUGGCCUUGUACGCAAGAAGGCCAAGGAGGAGCCCAAGCCCGAAGAAACCCAGGCAAACGGUGCAGAAUCCAAUGGCACGAAGCGCAAGGCCGAAGAGCCUGCGGAGGAAGAUGACUCAUCGAAAAAGACCAAGCUAGCGCUCUGGAAGGCAAAGGAGAACAUCUUGCGCUUCACCACGGUAGGUCGAGGUAUCGGUAAAGGCAGGCGCGAAAGACCCCUUGCGUUUGACCGCCUCAGCCCCGCCCCCGCCAAAGAACCCCACCACCAUCCAGCAGCGACAAUUUACCACCCUCCAAAGUCGCUCCUGAGUCACCUCGAGAGAGUCACGCCGACGCAGCUGCAAACCAUCCGCAGUCCCAAGGAACGUUUCGCCCCGCCAAACUCCCUUCUACCCCCACCAAAAGCUACAAUCAUGCUCGACCUCCAAGAUUUCAUCAAGGAGCGCGGUGGUGACCCUGAGAAGAUCCGCGACUCCCAGCGCCGUCGCCAUGCACCCGUCGAGAUUGUCGACGAGGUUAUCGCUCUGUGGGAUGACCACCGCAAGACCCAAUACUCUGCGACGCAGAUCGGAAGCGAGAUCAACGCUGUGCAGAAGGAGAUUGGUAUGAAGAAGAAGAACAAGGAGAACGCCGACGACCUGCUCAAGAAGAAGGAGGAUCUCCAGAAGCAGAAGAAGGACAAGGAGGAUGAGGCGACAGCGAAGCUCGUCACGCUCAACGCCAAGGCCAAGAGCAUCGGAAACUACGUUCAUGAGUCCGUUCCCAUCAGCGACAACGAAGACAACAACGUCACGGAGCGCGAAUGGAAGCCCGAGGCCGGACUCGGUGCCAAGACUGAGCAGACGCUUAGCCACCACCAGAUUGUUACCAGACUCGCAGGCUACGACCCUGAGCGUGCUAUCAAGCUUGUCGGUCACAGAGGAUACUGCUUGACCGGCUACGGACUGUUCCUGAACCAGGCGCUCAUCAACUACGGUCUUGAGUUCCUCUUCAACAAGGGAUACACUCCUAACCAGCCUCCCUUCUUUAUGAACCGCAACCAGAUGGCCAAGACCGCCCAGCUUGAGGAUUUCGACGAGGAGCUGUACAAGGUUACGGGUGAUGGUGAAGAGAAGUAUCUCAUUGCUACCAGUGAGCAGCCCCUCUCCGCACUUCACAGCGAGGAGUGGAUCCAGGGCGGUCAGCUGCCCAUCAAGUACGCCGGUUACAGCACAUGUUUCCGCAAGGAGGCCGGCAAGCACGGCAAGGAGGCCUGGGGCCUGUUCCGUGUGCACCAGUUCGAGAAGAUUGAGCAGUUCAUCUUCUGCAAGCCCGAAGACAGCUGGAAGCACUUUGACGAGAUGAUUGCCGCUUCUGAGGAGUUCUACAAGAGCUUGGGUCUUCCCUACCGGGUUGUUUCCAUCGUCUCUGGUGCUCUGAACAACGCCGCCGCUAAGAAGUACGAUUUGGAGGCUUGGUUCCCCUUCCAGCAGGAGUACAAGGAGCUUGUGUCUUGCUCCAACUGCACGGAUUACCAGACCCGCGAGCUCGAGGUCCGUUACGGUGUCAAGAAGGCCAAGGAGGCGCCCGGUGGUGGCCGCAAGGAGUACGUCCACGCUCUCAACGCUACCCUCUGCGCUACCGAGAGAACCCUCUGCUGCAUCAUGGAGAACUACCAGACGCCCGAUGGCUUCAAGGUCCCCGAAGUGUUGCGCAAGUACAUCCCCGGUCAGCCUGAGUUCCUGCCCUACGUGGCCGAGCUCCCCAAGGAGAUCACUGUCGUUGCUGGCCAGAAGAAGAAAUAG